Molecule: messenger RNA, 1110 nt
Organism: Arachis ipaensis
Lineage: Eukaryota; Viridiplantae; Streptophyta; Magnoliopsida; Fabales; Fabaceae
Gene: TIC20-I
Product: translocon at the inner envelope membrane of chloroplasts 20
Source: RefSeq, a predicted model, not a curated record
CUUCUAUCCCUAUUCUCUCGUGUCCGUCCCUGUUCUUUGUAUUUUCUGUAAAAUGAAGAUGGAGGUUCAGAUAAACCUAGACACAUGAACACUCAACCCCACUAAUCAGUAUUACCAUUGCACCCCAACUUUCAAAUCUUCUCCUUUAUUUUCACUCAUUUCUCAGAUAUAGAGUUGGCCAACCAUGAUUCGAAAUGGUUGUGUUGCAUCCCCACAAGUGUGUGUUCCUUUGAAUUCGAGGCCGUGGAAAGGUGUCAUGCCUUGUGGCUCUUUCUUAUGCUGUACUUCUCAGUUUCCUGCCAAGAUUGCUGUUUCCAACAUUCAGAGCUCUUCCUCUUUUGGACAUAGUUUUGAGUGUAAAUCCUCGUUGCAAAGAGGAAUGACAUUCUCGAACAUGUCUGUUGCAUCGAGCCUACUCUCAAGUAGGGGUCAUAAUCCUCUAUUUCGCACAAUCCCUGUGUUACCGAAACGAUGCAGGUCUACUACAACCGUUCAAGCAUCAAAGGACGUCCCAACUAGUUGGCGUUAUCCACAAAUGACCAAGAAACCAAGAUGGUGGUGGAGAACAUUAGCGUGCCUCCCUUACCUCAUGCCUCUCCACGAGACAUGGAUGUACGCUGAGACAGCAUACAAUCUUAACCCCUUUUUGGAAUACUUUGAGUUCUUGACAUACCCUUUUCUGGAGGCUAUUGGCAUGCUGCCUAGCUGGUUUCUCAUGGCAUACUUCUUCGUCGCCUACCUUGGAAUCGUGAGGAGAAAAGAAUGGCCUCACUUCUUCAGAUUCCAUGUUGUGAUGGGAAUGCUGUUGGAGAUUGCAUUGCAGGUUAUAGGAACUGUGAGUCGCUGGAUGCCGCUAUCGGUUUACUGGGGUAAAAUUGGAAUGCAUUUCUGGACCGGCGUAUCAUUUGCUUAUCUCUUCACCGUCUUGGAGUCCAUAAGGUGCGCCCUCGCCGGAAUGUAUGCCGAUAUCCCCUUUAUAUGCGAUGCACAUUGUCAUUUUGUAUUGUAUCAGAGUUUGUUUUGAGAAGAACUGAAGAACUAGCUAUCCGAAUGUUACUGUUUAUUACUUUAUUUAGAAAAGUAUCUAUUGCUUGUGAUUUUCCUUUUGUG